AUGGGUAAAGAAAAAACACUUAUCAAUAUUGUUAUUAUUGGACAUGUUGAUUCUGGUAAAUCAACAUCAUCUGGUCAUUUAGUCUACAAAUGUGGUGGUAUCGAUAAACGAACAAUUGAAAAAUUUGAAAAAGAAGCUGCCGAAAUGGGUAAAGGUUCAUUUAAAUAUGCAUGGGUUAUGGAUAAAGUAAAAUCUUCACGAGAACGUGGUAUUACAAUUGAUAUUUCACUUUGUAAAUUCGAAACAAAUGCAUUUAAUGUUACCAUUAUUGAUGCACCAGGUCAUCGAGAUUUUAUUAAAAAUAUGAUUACAGGUACUUCACAAGCUGAUUGUGCAGUAUUAGUUGUAUCAGCUAGUUCAGGUGAAUUCGAAGCUGGUAUUUGCAAGGAUGGUCAAACACGUGAACAUGCUCUUCUUGCAUAUACAUUAGGUGUACGACAAAUGAUUGUUAUUAUAAAUAAAAUGGAUACAACAGAACCACAAUUUUCUGAAACACGUUUUAAUGAAAUUAAAAAUGAAGUAUCAGCAUAUAUUAAAAAAAUUGGUUAUCAACCUGAGACUGUCCCUUUUGUUCCUAUUUCGGGAUGGUAUGGUGAUAAUAUGAUUACAGCAUCAGAAAAUAUGCCUUGGUAUAAAGGUUGGUCAGUUGUUCGUAAAGAAGGUAAUGCUACAGGCAAAACUUUACUCGAAGCUUUGGACGCUAUUUUACCUCCACAACGUCCAACGGAUAAACCACUUCGAUUACCAAUUCAAGAUGUCUACAAAAUUGGUGGUAUUGGUACAGUACCUGUUGGUCGAGUUGAAACUGGCAUACUCAAACCUAAUAUGGUCGUUAAUUUUGCUCCAUCAACUUUAACAGCAGAAGUUCGAUCCAUUGAAAUGCAUCACGAUGACCUUCAAGAAGCUCCACCUGGCUGUAAUGUUGGUUUCAAUGUUCGAGGUGUUAGCGUUAAAGAUCUUCGACGUGGUUUCGUUUGUUCUGAUUCAAGAAAUGAUCCAGCACAAGAAACUCUAAGUUUUACAGCUCAAGUCAUUGUACUUAAUCAUCCUGGACAAAUUAGUCAAGGUUAUGCACCAGUCCUUGAUUGUCAUACAUCUCAUAUUGCCUGUAAAUUUGCUGAAUUAAUUUCAAAGGUUGAUCGUCGAUCAGGUAAAGUUAUUGAAGAAGCUCCAAAAUGUCUUAAAUCAGGUGAAUCUGGUAUGGUGAAACUAAUUCCAACAAAACCAAUGUGUGUUGAAAAAUAUGCUGAUUAUCCACCAUUGGGUCGUUUUGCUGUGAGAGAUAUGCGUCAAACUGUAGCUGUUGGUGUUAUUAAAGAAGUUGAAAAGAAAGCACCUUCUUCAUCUGGCAAAAUGGUUAAAACGACUAAUUCUGCUGCUGUUAAAAAAGACAAAAAAUAG
Molecule: messenger RNA, 1401 nt
Organism: Adineta steineri
Lineage: Eukaryota; Metazoa; Rotifera; Eurotatoria; Adinetida; Adinetidae
Source: the annotation of a GenBank genome assembly